UUUUGGUGUGGAAGCAGAGAUGGAAUUUCUGGGACAGGUGUUGUCAGUGCCUAGAUGCUGGGCUCUGCUGAAGUUGGUUGGAUUCUUCAGAGCCGUUGAGAAAUUUAAAAACACAGCCCCAAACCAGCGUGAAUUCGGGGUAUUUGAGAAUUUGGGGUGUUUCUGGCUGUGCAGCUCUGGGAGCGUGUUUGCUGUAGCCAUUCCCAGCAGGUCAGAGGCGCUGGAAGGGUCAGAUUAGACAGAAAAAAAUCCAAACAAACCUGGAAAAGUUUAACCGGCGGCUUCCGGCUGGCGAUUUUUCCAGCUUAAAAAACCCUUAAUUUGACCGGGAAAAAAAAAUCCAUCGCCCGGGGGACUCCCGGGACUGAGACCCGCGAGGGGGGUGUGUCCAGGAGGCGCGGGGGGCGAUGCUCGGAGGUGACCCCUGGGGGGACAGGGGUGGUCCAGGGGGGUCCCCCAUCCCUCCUCCCGGCGGGGCCGCCCCCGGUGGGGACGGGCGGGCACAGGGGCGGCCCCCGCUCCCUCCGCACCGCUCCGCGCCCCUCCGCGGCACCGGGCUCCCGCAAGAUGGCCGCCGAUGUGCGAUCGAUGUGUCGAUACCGGACACGGUUCGGUGCCCGCCGGCUCCAGGUCGGUGGCGGCGGCGGCGGCGGGCGCGGAGCUGGCGGCGGGAGGGAGGGAUGGAGGGAAGGAGGGAGGGAUGGGGGCGGCCGCCCGGAUCACUCCCCCCCGCUUCUCCCCGUCCCUCCCUCUCCCCCCGCGCCCGGCCCCCUCCCUCCGCCCGCCCUUCCCCAUCGAUAGGUAUCAGAAAUUGAUCCCCGCCGCCGCCGCCGCCGCUCUUUGUUCGGCGCCGCCCGCCCGGGAGCCUGGAGCGGAGCAUGGAGCGGCAGCGCUAGCGGCGAUGGAGCCGCGAUGGAGCCCCGGCCCCCGCCCCGCCGCCCCCGAGGUGCCUGCACUUAGUAAGAGAAGCAAGGAGGCUGAGAAGGUUUUCCUGAGCGUUCACAAGCGGCUGCUCCAAGCUCCAGACCCCGCUCCUGUGCUGGAGGCUGCCCGGAGCCUGGAGGAUCGGCUGCAGCAGCUCCAGCGCCUGGAGCCCGAGCCGCCGCCGCCGCUGAAGGAGCUCAGCCGGCCCUGGAAGAGGCACCCGGAGCUCGCCAGCACCAAAGAGCGCAGGGAGGGGAGAUCGCCGGCAGCAGAGCCCCCGCUCCCCGGCACCGACGGCAAAGCGCCGGGCACAGAGAGCUCGCUGCUCAGAAAUGAGGCAGACAAGCAGAAGGGCCUGCAGGAAGCUCAGGUCACCUUGGCCGCUCGGCUGGGGGAGGCAGAGGAGAAGAUCAAAGUGCUCCACGCAGCGCUGAAGGCCACCCAGACGGAGCUGCUGGAGCUGCGCUGCAAGUACGACGAGGAAGCAGCGUCCAAGGCAGAUGAAGUCGCCAUGAUCAUGACCAACCUUGAGAAAGCCAACCAGCGGGCGGAGGCGGCGCAGAGGGAAGUGGAGAGUUUGCGGGAGCAGCUGGCGGCUGUCAACAGCUCCCUGCGCCUGGCCUGCUGCUCCCCGACGGGCAGCACGGGGGACAAAGUGAACUAUUCCAUGUGCUCAGGGUCGAGGCUGGAGGCAGCUCUGGCUGCCAAGGACCGGGAGAUCCUGCGGCUCCUGAAGGACGUCCAGCACCUCCAGAGCUCCCUGCAGGAGCUGGAGGAAUCCUCUGCCAACCAGAUCGCCGAGCUGGAGGGGCAGCUGGCCGCCAAGAACGAGGCCAUCGAGAAGCUGGAGGAGAAGCUGCAGGCACAGGCAGACUACGAGGAGAUCAAAACAGAGCUGAGCAUCCUGAAGGCGAUGAAGGUGGCCUCUGCUGGCUGCAGCCUCCCCCAGAGCAUCUCCAAGGCGGAGGAAGCCCUGCUGCUGGGGAAGGAGGCUUUCUACCCCUCCCAGAAGUACCUGCUGGAGAAGCCCAGCCUGCUGGCCAGCACUGAGGAGGAUCACUCCGAAGACGAGUCGGGGAAGGAUUCACUGAGCAUGGAGCAGCCGUACCCAUCCCCUCACCACGCCCCUGCUGACGACCCCGCCUCCCCCACUCCCCUCCCAGCACUGCCUGGCCCCGGCCUGGCCCCCGAUGGUCCCCGGACAUUCUCUCUGUCCCCUUUCCCGGGGGGCGAGCGGCUUUCAGGGGACCCCAAGCCCCCCCACCUCCCCCUGCCCAGCUACAAGAGCGAGAGCAGCAGCGGGGGCCCUCCCUUCCCCUCCUCCUUCUUCGGGGCCAAAAGCAGCAGCGUGCAGCCCGUCCCCGUGCCAGCCCCCAGUGCCACCAGCCCGCCCGGCGAGCCCUGCGAGGGCAGCGCCGGCAGCGCCGCCGAGGAGGAGCAGCUGGACACGGCCGAAAUCGCCUUCCAGGUGAAGGAGCAGCUGCUGAAGCACAACAUCGGGCAGAGGGUGUUCGGGCACUACGUGCUGGGGCUGUCGCAGGGCUCUGUCAGCGAGAUCCUGGCGCGGCCCAAGCCCUGGCACAAGCUGACGGUGAAGGGCAAGGAGCCGUUCAUCAAGAUGAAGCAGUUCCUCUCCGACGAGCAGAACGUGCUGGCCCUGAGGACUAUCCAGGUGCGCCAGAGAGGUAGCAUCACGCCACGGAUCAGGACACCCGAGACCGGCUCCGACGACGCCAUCAAAAGCAUCCUGGAGCAGGCAAAAAAGGAGAUUGAGUCUCAGAAGGGAGGGGAGCCCAAAACGCCGUCGGCAUCGCAGGCAGUGUCCAACGGGGCGGGCGGCAGCUCGGAGGAUGCCAUCAAGAGCAUCCUGGAGCAGGCGCGGCGGGAGAUGCAGGCGCAGCAGCAGGCGCUGCUGGACAUGGAGUCGGGGGCCGGCGGGCGCGGGGGGGACGCGGCACCUGCCGAGCGCUCCACGCUGGCCACCGUCAGCCAGAACAUCGCCCCUGCCUACGUCAAGCAGGAGGAGGGCAGCGGGGCCAGCCCCGGCCCGCCGCAGCCGCCGCUGGCCGUGCUGUCCCCCGCCGCCUUCGUGCAGAGCAUCAUCCGCAAGGUGAAGUCGGAGAUCGGCGAUGCCGGCUCCUACUUCGACCAGCACUGGGCGUCCGAGCGGAGCCUGCUCAGCCGGCCCUACACCUCCGUGUCGCCGUCGCUGUCCUCCUCCUCCUCGAGCUACUCCAGCAUGGCCAAUGGCCGGGGCUGGGCGCGGGGCGAGCCCGGCGAGGGCGGCACCAACGAGGACGAGCUGCAGCCGGCGGAGGAGGAGCCGCAGCGGCUGUCGGAGAUGAAGGCGGAGGGAGCGGGCGCGGAACCCGCUGGUGGCCGUCUGUCCUACUACCCCACCUACGUGCCACGGACCCUGAAGCCGACGGUGCCGCCGCUGACCCCCGAGCAGUACGAGAUGUACAUGUACAGGGAGGUGGACACGCUGGAGCUGACCCGGCAGGUCAAGGAGAAGCUGGCCAAGAACGGCAUCUGCCAGAGGAUUUUCGGAGAGAAGGUGCUGGGACUGUCCCAGGGCAGUGUGAGUGACAUGCUGUCGCGGCCCAAACCGUGGAGCAAGCUGACACAGAAGGGUCGAGAGCCUUUCAUCCGCAUGCAGCUCUGGCUGACAGACCAGCUGGGCCAGGGGAUCAGCCAGCAGCCCACACCCUCCCAGGCCAGCCCAGUGGAACCCCAGCCGUCCCCCUCGCCGCCCCCCAGCCCUGCUGAGCACGAGAAGGGCUGCCAGGAGCCCCUCACCCUGGCCUUGGAGAGCAGCAAGGAGAACCAGCAGCCCGAGAGCCGCUCGACGCCUGCGCUGGGCGGGAAGAUGUAUCCCAACAGCCAGGGGCCCGUGGGCAUCCAGGAGAUCGUGGCCAUGUCCCCCGAGCUGGACACCUACUCCAUCACCAAGAAGGUCAAGGAGGUCUUGACGGACAACAAUUUAGGCCAGCGGCUGUUUGGGGAGAGCAUCCUGGGCCUGACGCAGGGCUCGGUGUCCGAUCUCCUCUCCAGGCCCAAGCCGUGGCACAAGCUGAGCCUGAAGGGGAGGGAGCCCUUUGUCCGGAUGCAGCUCUGGCUCAACGACCCCCACAACGUGGAGAAGCUGCGCGACAUGAAGAAGCUGGAGAAGAAGGCCUACCUGAAGCGCCGGUACGGGCUGAUGAGCGCCGGCUCGGACAGCGAGUCCCCCGGCGCCCGCUCCGAGUGCGCCAGCCCCGGCGCGCCGCCGCAGGAGCUCAGCCUGCUCCAGAUCAAGAAGCCACGGGUGGUGCUGGCACCAGAGGAGAAGGAAGCCCUAAAGAAAGCCUACCAGCUGGAGCCAUACCCCUCCCAGCAGACCAUCGAGCUGCUCUCCUUCCAGCUCAACCUCAAGACCAACACCGUCAUCAAUUGGUUCCACAACUACAGGUCACGGAUGCGCCGAGAGAUGCUGGUGGAGGGGGCGCAGGACAACGACACAGACCCCGAGCAGAGCGGCGGCACAGCCCUGCCCGGGCGCCGGGGCCCCCCCAGCCCCGACUCGGACAGCGAGGAUCACAAACCCGCGCCGGCGGGGGGCUCUCCCCCCUGCGCCGCCGUGCCCCUGAAGGUGAAGGAGGAGCAGGGGGAUGCUGGCGGCUGGAGCCGCCGGCGGGACUCGCGCAGCCCGGCCGGAGCGGCCCAGGAGGAGCGGGGGGCAGCCCCCCACGCCGCCGCCCCCAGCGCCGGCAGCCUCCCGCGGCGGGGCGGCCGCGCCGGUGCCACCGCCGGGGGACCUCCACCGCCGCCGCCGCCGCACCCCGACAGCUCCCAGUCCUCCGCGGGCUCAUCCCGGUGCAGCCUAGCGGUGUCCCCAGCAUCGCCCUCGGCAGCUUCCUCGCCCGGCCUCACCGGCUCAGCCUCACCGGGACCAUCCUCUGCCGGGCCGGUCUCGCCGGCGCUUCCACCCGCUCCCGGCCCCCGGCUCAGCACCAGCGUCCAGCGGCGCCACGAGAAGAUGGCCAACCUCAACAACAUCAUCCACCGCCUGGAGCGGGCUGCCAACCGCGAGGAGGCCCUCGAGUGGGAGUUCUGAGCCCCCCCAUAUCUAUAUAUACACCCCCCACAUAUAUAUAUAUAUUUUGAUAAAUGCAGUGUGCACCGAGAGGUGACGAGCGGCCGGCGCCACGGAAGAGGAACGCCCGUGGAAAAGAGGGGACCUUCCCUCUAUGGAGCCACCCCACCCCUCUGGCUUUGUUUUAAAUGUGAAAAACUGGGAACGAUUUUAGAAAAGAAAAACAAAACAAAACAAAACAAAAAAAAAAAAAAAAAGCAAAAAAAUAUUUAUAGACCUCUUUUAGAUAUUUUAAUAAAAGGAUACUUUGGAAUUUAUUAACAGCUUAAGCUGCUUUGAUAUUAAAGAUAGCUAUAAAAUCAAGAUGAUGUAGCAGUCGUGUCAUUAAAUGUACACUGAAGUCUUGUAGUUUGCCACUGGAUGAGAUUAAAAACAAAUAAACAAAAAACAAAAAAACAAAAAAAAAAACCCAAACAAAAACAAACCAACCCACAGAAAAGACUUUUUGAGCAAAGCCAUCAAGAAGCACUAUGAGACUGACCAAAUUUAAGAAACUUUUGCAGUUUCCACCUCUGUCUGUAAGACACUGCAUCGCUUCUGCCCCAGCCAGAGACUGCAUCCUAGUCCCUGAAGACUCUAAAGCCCCCGACGCCAUCGAGUAUGUAUUUAGUUCUGGUGGUUUAUGUUUUUGGAAGCCUUUGUAACACAGAAUGUCCCGUGCGGUUGUAAAUGUUGUAGAAAUGUCUGCAAUAGCCUUCUGGAACAAGAUGUAGCAUGGUCCCAACGCCGUCCCUCGCGCUUCCUGCGGCCGGUGGCAGCUCCAUCCAGCUCCCAAAGGAAGAGAGAAAAUGAGGCAAAAGCAAAGAAAGUUUGGGAUUUUGGGAGUGGGAUGGGGAAAUGUACCUGGGUGUGGUGCUUGAGGAUGCUACCCUGGGCAUCCAUGGCAUCCUGGUUCCAUUUGGGGAAGAAAAAAAUGGAGCCUCUGAGAUUUGGCUCAGGGUCAGCAGUGCUUGAGGUGAGCGCCCAAAAAUCGUGAGCCAGACACUCACAGGCAGAGCCCUGCUCAGGGCUGCUCCAGCAUCACAGCCAGCUCUUGGGGCUGAAGCACUUUGGGCAGGAGGAGCAUCCCCUUCCCGCAGCCAUGUCCCCAGGUGGUGGAUGCCAGUGAUGCCAGGAUGAGCUCUGGGAUGUCACAGCAGGCUCCUGCCUGAAUUGGGCAAGCUCAGCUCUGAGUUGGGCAAAGCACCACUGAGCUUUGGCUUUCCAGGGCUGAUCCUGUGCAGAUGCAGGAGCUCAGUGGUGGCACCAUCCCAGUGUUGUCCCUGUCACCUCCCUGACCUCAGCACCUCCAGCUGGCCUCUGCUAACAAAAUGCCUUUAAACGCUGUGGAAUGUCCCACACAGGCCUGUCCCCUGCCCACAGGGCAGCAGCCAUCACCCACCAAGGCCCUGCCAGGCUCCCAGGCAAUGCAUUGACUGAUUUUCCACUGUAGACGUUUUUAUCAGAAUAGAAGGUAUUUUUAUACUCGGGUGGUAGUGGAUGAGCAAUGCUGAGCGAGGGCACUGCUCUCCUUGCCUGCCUCCCCUGCCCAGGGCUGCUCUGCCACCGUGCUGUGGAAGGUGGGGGUGUGACCACUGCCUGCCUGCUCCAUUGUGUGCUAGAGGGAGCUUUGGUGGAACAGGAUUUGAGGAAGCACUUAGUCCUGAGCACGGCAAUCCUGUUGUAUGAAAGCCAGCGGGACACACCGGUCACGUUUUUGUUAGGCUCAUGUUCUGUACUUCAAAAGUUUCUAUGAGAUCGAUGAACUUUGUUUAACAAUUUUGAAAGGAACAAGUUCUGUAAAGAGCCACUAAAUACAGAAGUUGGAUACGA
Messenger RNA from Oenanthe melanoleuca, 6871 nucleotides. It is a transcript of the gene CUX2, whose product is annotated as cut like homeobox 2. Bases 578 to 5020 code for a protein of 1480 amino acids. Gene Ontology annotation, biological process: regulation of DNA-templated transcription. Gene Ontology annotation, molecular function: DNA-binding transcription factor activity, RNA polymerase II-specific; DNA binding. NCBI's taxonomy places the organism in Eukaryota, Metazoa, Chordata, Aves, Passeriformes, Muscicapidae. The record is from RefSeq and is a predicted model, not a curated record. The transcript has 20 exons.